Molecule: messenger RNA, 3931 nt
Organism: Lineus longissimus
Lineage: Eukaryota; Metazoa; Nemertea; Pilidiophora; Heteronemertea; Lineidae
Product: dipeptidyl peptidase 9-like
Exons: 14
Coding region: 67-2625 (852 amino acids)
Biological process (GO): proteolysis
Molecular function (GO): dipeptidyl-peptidase activity; serine-type peptidase activity
Source: RefSeq, a predicted model, not a curated record
CAGACGAAAUGGCCAGAUUUUUGCAAUUACUUCCGACAAAUUUUAUCCAAAACAAAGUCUCCGGUAAUGAUGGCUUCAGAGUUAGUACCUGAUCCUUUUAUUGACACUAACAUUAUGCAUCAACCACUUCAGCCCUCGCAGAAGAAAACUUGGCAGGAAAUCCGCCAGACCAUAAAAGCGGCCAGGAAAGCUCAGUCCACGAUCGCAAGCAAAGUGCCGCACAGUUUCACUUUCCGGCCGAUACUGACAGAAUAUGGCCUCUAUCCACGAUUAUACUUCCUGGGGAUACCUGACGGUUGCCGCGAAAAUACGCUCCUUUAUAGCGACCUCAUGUACGCCCACACCGGGGCCUACGAUCCUUUGACGCCCAAUCUAACGUGGCAUCCUAUUUUAGACAGCAUGGCAACACAACAUACGAAGAUGCUAUCAAAAGAAGAGCAGUUGUUACGCGAACGAAAGCGCAUGAGCCAUUUCGGGAUAACGUCGUACGAUGUUCACUCGGAUAGUGGCCAUUUUGUAUUCCCGAUGUCGGGUGGCCUGUAUGACUUUCAUGACAUGGACGUUGUGGCGGGGACGCCUGGGAACAUCUUGCCACAGCCGCUCGUCUCACGGGCAUCAAAUCCGAAAAUGGAUCCCAAAGUCUGCCCAAGAAACACCAAUCUCAUCGCAUUUAUAUCAUCCAAUGACAUCUGGACAUACAACUGCGGAAGCGGGGCAGAAAAACAACUGACGUUUUCCCACACUGGGUUGGAGCGCUGUAAAACGGACGUUAGGAGCGCCGGCGUGCCAUCUUUUGUAGUUCAAGAGGAGUUUGAUCGUUAUACUGGUUACUGGUGGAGACCCUCUGGCUCGCAGAAUAGAUACUCUAUCCUCUACGAAGAAGUGGAUGAAUCGGACGUGGAGCUGACCUAUAUUAUGUCAUCUUCGGAAGACGAGAGCGGUUACGAUGAGUAUCGGUAUCCAAGAGCCGGCACACCGAACGCAAAGAGCGAAUUGAAGAUUGUAGAGUUUGAAAUUAAUGAAACGACUGGCGAGAUUGACAAAGUUGUCCACAGGCAUCUUACUGAACCCCUGAUGUGUUCAUUCCCGUGGAUGGAGUAUCUAGUCCGUGCCGGUUGGACGCCCGAUGGUGCUUACAUCUGGUGUGAGCUCCUUGACCGAGUACAGCAACGCCUUGAGUUGAUUCUCAUCCCGCCAGAGUGUUUCGUGUCAGAGGGCGCAGAUUUUCACAUGAAUAGUCUCGAGAGUGGUCCGUCUCCUGCACCACAAGUGAUAUACAGCGAUACCUCAGAUAUGUGGGUUAACACCCACGAUAUUCUACACUUCUUCCCCCAGCACUUGCCAGACAGAAUCAGCUUCAUCUGGUUGAGUGAAAAGACUGGUUUUUCGCACCUGUACUGCGUGACGUCGCAGAUCAACCCAAUAGGGGGCACCACCAGUCAAGAGUCAGCAAUGGAUCUGGUGCGGAAUCACCAAGAAUCCACGGCACCAAAUGUGAUAAACGAAAUUCCGCUGACGUCGGGUGACUGGGAGGUCAUAGGGAAACAGUUCUGGGUGGACAGCGCUAGGAGCCUACUUUACUUUAUGGGCCUUAAAGACACCCCACUGGAAACUCACUUAUAUGUCACACCGUAUACCCAUCCAGGAAGUAUACAACGGCUGACGGAAUUAGGAUACUCUCACUCUAUCUCGAUGGAUGCGGACUGUAAGAUGUUUGUAAGCGUCUACAGUAGUAUAUCAACCAGCCCCUGUUGCUAUGUCUAUAAGUUGGUAAUCAAUGAUGAAAAGUCGGUGACUUCUCAAGUCGGGGGCUGUUUGCUAGAAUCACAGACACCAGAGAACUAUCAAGCGCCCGAAAUUUUCAAAUUCAAAAGCCAGACGGGCAACAUGCUGCACGGAAUGAUGUACCGACCUCAUAACUUUGAAGAAGGAAAGAAGUACCCCGUUAUCCAGUUCGUGUAUGGCGGUCCCCAGGUUCAGCUAGUGACAAACGCGUACAAGGGGACGAGGUUUCUCCGUCUGCACAUUCUUGCCACGUUGGGAUACGCCGUCGUCGUGAUUGACGGACGAGGAUCGGUGAAUCGUGGUUUGGCAUUCGAGAGUCAUUUGAAAUUCAGAAUGGGGAUGGUAGAAAUUGAUGAUCAGGUGGAAGGGCUGAAGUGGGUGUCGCGAAAUUACGCCAACUAUUUGGACCUGACACGCGUUGCGAUACACGGGUGGUCAUACGGUGGCUAUUUGUCUUUGAUGGGUUUGACGCAACGACCAGAUGUGUACAGGCUAGCAAUCGCAGGUGCUCCCGUCACCUGCUGGGAGCUUUACGAUACGGGCUACACGGAACGCUACAUGAGUUUACCGUCAAAAAAUCCUGAAGGGUACAAGCAAGGAUCGGUGCUAGAAAACGUUGACAAAUUCCCAACAGAGGAAAACCGUCUGCUGAUUGUCCACGGCCUCAUCGAUGAGAAUGUACACUUUAAACACACGAAUAAGUUAGUAAACGCGUUGAUCAAGGCGUGUAAACCCUACCAUAUACAGGUCUACCCUAACGAACGCCAUGGGAUACGUAGCCAGGAAGCUAAUGAACAUUAUGAAACUAUGCUAAUUAGUUUCCUGCAAGAGCAUUUAUAGCAGAAGAAUACGAUAGUUGUGUAGGUGAAUUUACUAAUGAAAUGUUUGGUUGGUGAUUGGUUAUGAUAUGAAGUGGCAAUCCAUUACCUAUUUGCUGUAGAGAGGGUGCCAUGCCAUGUUUAUAGUGGGUGCCAUGCCAUGUUUAGUGUGGGUGCCAUGCCAUGUUUAGUGUGGGUGCCAUGCCAUGUUUAUAGUGGGUGCCAUGCCAUGUUUAGUGUGGGUGCCAUGCCAUGUUUAGUGUGGGUGCCAUGCCAUGUUUAGUGUGGGUGCCAUGCCAUGUUCAGAGAGUGUGACAUGCCAUGUUAAGAGAGGGUGGCAUGCCAUGUUUAUAGUGGGUGACAUGCCAUGUUUAUAGUGGGUGCCAUGCCAUGUUUAGUGUGGGUGACAUGCCAUGUUUAGUGUGGGUGGCAUGCCAUGUUUAGUGUGCGUGCCAUGCCAUGUUUAGAGAGGGUGGCAUGCCGUGUUCAGAGAGUGUGUGACCGAGUGCUGGUGAAUUUAAAGUCAAGAGGGGCAUGACAUGCUCUGCACAUCAUCCACAGGUCGUGGGGGAAUGUGUAUGAUAAUCACAGCGCGUCAUCUGCAGCAAAAUGGUUGAAAUGUGUUUACAGCAGUGAAGGGAAGAUGUCUCCACUUGUAGGAGAGUGAAUUCUCAAUUGGUGGGUUUGGACAAGGAGUUGUAUUGAUAACAAAUCCCUGGUUUGGGCUUUGGGCCUACGAAAUUGUUAGAAAUUGAACAGUUAACGCUUUGGGACUACUCCAGGUUAGGCUGUAGAAUGACAUGGCAUGUAGUUAACUUAUAAAGUGAUGUAAUAUGUGUAAUUUGUCCCGUAAAUGUAGCAAAUAUUGUAAUCGCAAAAUUGUCUGCGGCGCAAAUUAAUUUCAGAGAUGUCCUGAAUUUCCAACCAGUCUUGAAAUUUUUUUCAAAUCCCUUAAUUUUUUUCAGGGAUUUUAGGGUAUUUGAGUCUCAAUUCAUUUUUCCAAGAGAAAAAAAUAUGACAAAUGUCAUAUAAUUUAUUACUCUUGGUCGUUAGCACAAAAGUGUAACGUCUGCUUCGCACACCUCCCCCCUAAAUGUUGAUCCUUGUACUCAGAGUUUGACGUGCGACCUCAUUGUCCAUUGUGACCUUGACCUCAUUGUCCAUUGUGACCUUGACCUCAUUGUCCAUUGUGACCUUGACCUCAUAGUCCAUUGUGACCUUGACCUCAUGUACAUUGAUGUGAUUCCUGUACAGUGUAUUAAUUUUAGAAUAACCUGGUGAAAUGGAAUGAACAAAUUUGUUAAUAAAAUGUGUAACUUAUUGAUAAA